GCUAAUUCUCCAGAGUUUGCAUUCAUUCAAAGCAAUGGUUUUGGUCGUGUAGAUUGUGUUAAUUUUAAAUAAAUAUAAAAUAAUAGCAUUAAGUUCUACAGGAAAAAUAAUUGUGGUUAAGAAAAUGAUUUCUAUGUAACAUAUAACACAUGUUUUUACAUACAUUUUCUGAACAAUGAGAAACACAGUGGUCGCUAAAGUGAUUUGUAUCCUACUACCGAGUGUCCUACUAUUGUGUGUUUUCGUAUCGAGCGUGUUGAACACGAUCGUGUACAAGACAAUUAAAAACAACAAGUGCAAACACAUUAGAAGUCUCGACGGCAUAUUUUCUAAUGUUUCCUUAUCUGGGAUCCACCCAAACAUGAUCGGGGGCUUGAUCGCCAAUGAGAGUAUAAUCGCUACUACCGUUUCAUACAAUACAAGUUUAGUUAUAUAUUGUAAGGAAUCUCCAUUUGUUGUAUGCAAUUCAAAGAAUGGAAACAAUGACAGAAAUAUGAUUGGUGCUAACAAAACAUUCAACAUUGCUUUGUUUUACCACCAGUCUUGGUUUUUCUCGAAAAAGGCUUUUAAUUUUUCAUUGUGCGGGUUCAGUAACUGUAUCUUUAAUGAUGUAGUGACUGAAAAAACCGACGUUGUGGCUAUUUAUAGCAUUCUUCUAUACGGCGGUCGUGUGAUUAAGGAGAUACCAGCAAGAUGGCCGCACCAGAUGUACGUCAUGAUGGGCUGGGAGUCUCCAUUUCUUUUUCACGGUUUUAUGGAAGAGGAAGGAUCACCUUGGGAGACGGCCUACAACUUAUCUAUGACGUACAGGGUGGACUCUGACGUCUUCACACCGUACUCAAAACUGACCUUUCAGCCACAACCCUUAGCUGACCGCCCUAAUUACCGGGAGAUAGCGAGGAAUAAAACAAGAUCAGUGAUGUGGCUGUGUGGUCAUUGUCUAGUGGAGUCAAAGAGAUACGAAUACAUCAAGGAAAUGAGGAAAUACAUCGAUGUUGACGUCAGGGGUGGCUGUGGGAAAUCUUGUGACGAAAAACCACCUUGUAUAGAGUCACUGACUCCCACCUAUAAAUUCUACCUGUCGUUUGAGAACUCUCUCUGUCAAGAUUACGUCACGGAGAAAUUUUUCAAACUUUUUAACAAAGACAUCCACGUUGUCCCAGUUGUGAGAGGAAAAAUCGAUUACGAGAAAUAUUUUCCGGAGAACACUUUCAUUAACGCGGCCAAUUUUAGAACGGCCAAAGAUUUGGCUUUAUUUCUGUUAAAACUGGGCUCAGAUAUUGAGAGUUACAGCAAGUAUUUAGAACACAUAGAUCUCUAUAGAGAAACAGACGACUAUCUAAAGACGGCAGGGUGUACUUUAUGUAAAGCUCUAAACACAAAGAAAAUAGAGCCUAAAAUUUACAACAUAAAAGAGUGGUUUGUCAAGGGAAGUCAAUGCGAUCAAAAUCCUCAGGAUAUAAUUUAGUCUUUUGAUAUGUUGUGAAAUAAUAUAAAAAUCGCACUUAUAGAGAAAAUCCAUUUUCACUCUCAGUAAUUAUGUUCAUAUUUGUAUGUUGCAAAUAAAACAACACUCAUCGAGAUUCCACUUAUACUCAAUGCUAUUCUA
Molecule: messenger RNA, 1609 nt
Organism: Physella acuta
Lineage: Eukaryota; Metazoa; Mollusca; Gastropoda; Physidae
Product: alpha-(1,3)-fucosyltransferase C-like
Cellular component (GO): membrane
Molecular function (GO): fucosyltransferase activity
Source: RefSeq, a predicted model, not a curated record